GGAUUAGGACUUCAGCACCUUGACUAUGGCGAUGGCACUGGCUAUGGCGAUGCUUUGAAUUCUGCCCACAGCCCUUGCUGUGCACAAUCUCCCUGCUUUCUCCUCGCUCCGACCUUUGAUUCUGCCCAAUUGCCUCGUCUUCGUGCAUCAGGGUCUGAAUCAGUGGCCAUCUCCCGGUGGACUUGCGCAAGAAUUAGUGUUUCUCUUUCAUUCUGUAGCUCUCCCGAAGUUCAAUCCCACGACAUGUUUGUCUUGGGUUUUGGAGGCGCGGGGUCUAAAUUUAUACGUUGAUGAGAAUAGUCCAGCGCGUUUUGGGUAUUUGUUAAGAAGGUCUUAUCAGUGAGGAUUUUGCAGUGGAAGGGGGGGAUGGAGGCAUCAUCCACUCAGUGAGUGAUUUGAGACGAAGGUGUGCUGUGAAGAGUGUGUGUACAUUUGGAGAUUUUAUAAUGCUUCGGUGAAAGGUUCAGGAGUGUACAAAUAGGAGGACUGAAAUUCGGCCAGCGUCCCCAUCAGUCUGGUUUCGAUUGUUGGUCGAGGAGCGACUCUUGCGUCGACGAAAUUGAAGCAAGUUUUGUAUUCGAAGGGCAGAGUUAGGGUUGCGUACGCUGAUGUUGGAGCUGAGCGGUAAAAAUGAGUCGAGAAGCCACAGAUGCUAGUUCUUCAGGGACUGGCUCACCAGAGGAGACUAAAAUUUCACAAACCAUCAGGAGUUGUAGAGGAUGUUUGUAUUACUCUAGUGUUAUGCGUGAACGUGGCCAAAAUCCGAUCUGCUUGGGCUUGAGCCGGAGCAGCGAACCGCAAGUGUAUUCGGUUCAUAAUGAACUAGACAGCGAACUUGUUAGAAACUUCCGCGAUUCCACUUAUUUCAAGUACGUUUGCACUGGCUAUAGCGCUCACAGGGAAGUGAGCUCCAAUCAAUCGAUGCAGCCGAUUGAAAGCCCAGCUGAGCUCCCCUAUUGCGUUGGUCUUGAGUUUCUUAUCGACAGAAAGCCAACAAGGCAAGUCACUCCUGCCGAGACUGCCCCGUUAACUAGGUCCUCGACUUAUGAGCCUCCGGAACGACCGCAUAAAGAGGACAGCUCGAAUAUAAUGCCGAGGCCAUCGUCAUCAAUAGGAAGUAUGGAUGUAGGAGGGUUGUCUGCCAAUGAAUUUGCAACCAGGCUCUUUCGGACGUCCAGACUAGUGGCAUCUGCUGUCGUGAACAAUGUAGGGAGAGUUGCAAACAAUGUCAGAAGCACAAUAGAUAAAAUCUUCACGUCGGACCAAGGUCGCCCAAAACCUUGACGGUCCUCCAAGUGGCGAUAAGUAGACUCUUAUGCUCCACAGCCGACUUUUACAUGAAGAGUCAAUUGCAUCUCACGGAUCAUUCAAACCCAAGAGGUGUGUAGGCAAACGCAUUCUCCUCCAUGCCAAGUAUUCUUCACACGUGGUUAUCUAGACAUGAUGCCAAGUUCUUAAUUCCUCGCUGCAAGUUCGAUUGCCAAUUUUUUAUGACUUGGAAUGGAUGUUCAGAGAAAUAUGAUGCCUGGCGAUUUUAUAUGCUGGUGGGGAACCGUGCAAUGGCUCUCCUUGAGUCCUCUUUCCAAUUCGUAUCCUUACUUCAGAUCUAUUUGUUCGAAGGUUGGAAAAAUCUAGUGGAUAAGUAAGGUCAAGUGGUAGAAUAUGAGAUGAGUAGGAUGGGGUUCUAUUCCCUCGCUAGCUGGAAUCCACCUACAUGUUCCAUCUCCGGAGUUUCUUCCUAGCCCUGUAGGUGAGCAAACAGUCGGAUCGAUGUUGGGUCAUAGAAACUGCUGCGACAAUAUUAAGUAACGAACCAUCCUCUGAUUGUUAUCA
Messenger RNA from Physcomitrium patens, 1833 nucleotides. RefSeq lists its product as uncharacterized. Lineage: Eukaryota; Viridiplantae; Streptophyta; Bryopsida; Funariales; Funariaceae. The record is from RefSeq and is a predicted model, not a curated record.